Molecule: messenger RNA, 1621 nt
Organism: Erigeron canadensis
Lineage: Eukaryota; Viridiplantae; Streptophyta; Magnoliopsida; Asterales; Asteraceae
Product: dihydropyrimidine dehydrogenase (NADP(+)), chloroplastic
Exons: 7
Coding region: 169-1455 (428 amino acids)
Biological process (GO): thymine catabolic process; uracil catabolic process
Cellular component (GO): cytoplasm
Molecular function (GO): dihydropyrimidine dehydrogenase (NADP+) activity; uracil binding; NADP binding
Source: RefSeq, a predicted model, not a curated record
CCGAUAACAAUAACAAUAAUACUAAAAAUAAAAAUAAUCAUUUUACUGGGAUUCCAAGAUAUUCAUUUUCAUCAUUUUCUCCUUACAUAUAUUUUUUCCUCAUUUGAAUCACAAUCUGAAAAUUCCAUCAUUUCAACAAUAAAGUUUUGAUUUUUAUAUCUGGGUAUUAUGUCAUCUUUAAUGGGUUCAGCUCAUUUCACCUCCGGCGUGUCUUUUCCGGCGACUCACCGGCGUUGGAACGGAGGAGCAAGAUUUAGUAGUAAUAGUAGUAGGAGUAAUUUCAAGAUAUUUGCUAGUAAUUCAGAAACAAAACAAGAGCCUGAUCUAAGUGUAAAUGUUAAUGGGCUUCAUAUGCCUAACCCGUUUGUAAUCGGGUCGGGUCCACCUGGGACUAAUUAUAAAGUUAUGAAGAAAGCUUUUGAUGAAGGAUGGGGUGCUGUCAUUGCUAAAACAGUGUCACUAGAUGCUGCAAAAGUUGUUAAUGUUACACCUAGAUAUGCAAGGUUACGAGCGGGAGCAAAUGGCUCGGCCAAAGGGCAGAUUAUUGGAUGGGAGAAUAUCGAACUUAUUAGUGAUCGACCAUUAGAAACAAUGUUGAAGGAGUUUAAACAAUUGAAAGAAGAGUAUCCUGAUAGGAUACUUAUUGCCUCGAUUAUGGAGGAGUACAACAAAGCCGCAUGGGAGGAGCUUAUUGACCGAGUGGAGCAAACAGGGAUUGAUGCUCUUGAAAUCAACUUCUCUUGCCCUCAUGGUAUGCCUGAAAGGAAAAUGGGGGCUGCGGUUGGGCAAGAUUGUGAUCUUCUGGAAGAGGUAUGUGGAUGGAUCAAUGCGAAAGCUACAGUUCCCGUUUGGGCAAAGAUGACUCCAAAUAUCACUGACAUCACUCAGCCAGCCAGGGUGUCUCUGAGAUCCGGGUGCGAGGGUGUAGCUGCAAUUAACACAAUUAUGAGCGUUAUGGGCAUUAAUUUGAAGACAUUACAUCCCGAACCGUGUGUCGAGGGAUAUUCAACUCCCGGAGGCUACUCUUCCAAAGCUGUCCAUCCUAUUGCACUUGGAAAAGUAAUGAGCAUUGCACAAAUGAUGAAGAAGGAAUUUCAAGAUGGAGACUAUUCUCUUUCUGGGAUUGGAGGAGUUGAGACAGGUGGCGAUGCUGCUGAAUUCAUUCUUCUUGGUGCAAAUACCGUUCAGGUCUGCACCGGAGUGAUGAUGUACGGGUACGAUCUGGUAUCAAAACUCUGCUCAGAGCUCAAAGACUUCAUGAGAACUCACAACUUUUCAACCAUAGAAGAAUUUAGAGGGGCCUCUCUUCAAUAUUUCACAACUCACACUGAACUUGUGAGAAUACAACAAGAAGCGAUCAGAGAAAGACGAGCAAUCAAGAAAGGACUGCAAUCUGACAAAGACUGGACUGGAGAUGGAUUUGUGAAAGAAAGUGAAAGUAUGGUUUCUAAUUAAUCAAGAUUUACAAUAAAAGUUAUUUUCUUUUGUUCAAAAAAAAGUUGAUCAUAUGCUGUGGUAUUUGUUCAGAACAAUUUGUUACCUUUUUUCAUUUCUGGAAAGAUUUUAUGUAAAAAUGUACGUCUAACCAUUACCAAUAAAGUGAUUGUGUUCAUAUGCUUUA